This is a messenger RNA of Morchella sextelata, 372 nucleotides long. RefSeq lists its product as uncharacterized. The record is from RefSeq and is a predicted model, not a curated record. Bases 1 to 372 code for a protein of 123 amino acids. Lineage: Eukaryota; Fungi; Ascomycota; Pezizomycetes; Pezizales; Morchellaceae. The transcript has a single exon.
AUGUCGUCACACACUAGUAGUUCACAAAGUAGCUCUGGCAAGUUAGCUCGUGCUCGAACUCUUUUUCAAGGGAUGAUUGAAGACAGCGCGGAUUUCAAGCGCGUUACUGAAGAAGAUUUGGCUGAACUCAAACAACUUGGCAGACAGACAAAGCGCUUUUGGAUUGCCGAUAAGAAGGUGCAGAUGAGUAUAUGGGAGCAGUACCAAGAAACAGUCAUCGCUAAAUAUGAUAUAAUUGAACACCUUAUCGGUGACAAGCAUAAAGGCUGUGAAAGUCUGAAGGCAGCUAUGGAUCUGGCAUUUGACAGAGCGCAGUGGUCACAGAAAAGAUAUGAUGCGUAUUGUGCAUGGCACAUCGCCUCAUUCCCUUAG